Cyclocybe aegerita is the source of this 2025-nucleotide messenger RNA. The record is from the annotation of a GenBank genome assembly. NCBI's taxonomy places the organism in Eukaryota, Fungi, Basidiomycota, Agaricomycetes, Agaricales, Hemipholiotaceae.
AUGAACUUUUGCCUACACCAUCUGAGAGAGUAUCUUGCAUACUUUGUUUGGUGUGCUCGCGAAUGGAUCUACAAGAAGGCAAAGCCUAUUGGUGGUGUAAAAGUCGAACAAUUGUUGAAACCGACCUCAUCGGUACCAACAGUUAAUGCCUUCAUUGACCAAUUAGGAGAAUAUUUUCCACUCAACCAGAUAUUUGUUGUUGACCUUAUGCACGAAUUUGAGUUGGGGGUAUGGAAAUCUCUCUUUACUCAUCUCAUAAGAAUUCUCUAUGCUGUGGCACCUGAUGGCCGUCUAGUCACUGAGCUUGACAAAUGCUUCUGGGACAUGCCCACUUUUGGGACCGAUGGCACAAUUCGACGUUUUGCGACAAAUGCAUCGGAGAUGAAGAAGUUGGCUGCUCGAGACUUUGAAGAUCUGCUCCAGUGUAGCAUUCCUGCUUUCAAGGACCUACUUGACGAGCCCUAUAAUACUCGCCUCAUGAAACUGCUCUAUCACGUGGCAGAAUGGCAUGCUUUUGCCAAGCUACGCCAGCAUACGGAAACAACACUCACACAUCUCAAAGGUGUCACAACUGAGCUGGGGAAGCUCCUGCGAGAAUUCCGAGACAUGUCUGCAUCCGAGUUCACAACCUAUGAGCUGCCAUGUGAAACCCAAGCCAGAAAGAGGCACGAGCAGAGAGCACCAAAUACACAUUCAACUGGCAGCCCAGGGCAUAAGGAGAAAGGGCUAAAUCUCUUUACCUACAAGUGGCAUGCAUUGGCUGACUAUGUCAGAUUGAUCCACCUCUUUGGGGGGACUGAUGGGUUUUCAACCCAGGGAGAAUUGGCACAUCGAGUUGUCAAGAGACUCUACAAGUUAACCAACAAGUGCCAUGCUGAAAAGCAAAUUGCCAAUGGUGACCCUGACCUGUGCUACUAUAUUUCGGACUCUCAGAGUAAUCCAAUUGACAUCUACAGAAUGCUGGCAUCACAUAGUAAUGAUGACCCAGCAUACGAGAAAUUUCUUCCAACCCUCCAAGACCACCUUCUUGCACGUCUUAAGGGCUGUGAGUUUGAUGGUGAUGACCAGACAAGAAAAUUUACCCAUGAAGAACGCAACGCGGUGCAUAUUCUAGGAGGGAAGAUAUACUUGGUCAAGACAUGCCAGCUCUUCUACACUUCGUACGACCUCCAGUGUAGCUCAGACACGAUCAACCCCACCUCUCAUCCUGACAUCUUCAUCAAGGUGCCCCCAGACCCUGAGAACCCUGAAGAUCCUGCAAGCAAUGCCUCAGACCUGUAUUGGUAUGGUCGGGUUCUUGGGAUUUAUCAUGCGAAGGUGAACAUGUCUCUCCCGGGGGUGCGGAAGGGCUCAGAGAUCCGACGGAUGUAUUUUCUGUGGGUCAGGUGGCUAGGUACUGAGCCCAACUACCGUUAUGGUUUCAGGCAAGGUUGUUUACCAAUGGUUGGCUUUGUCCUGUCAACCCAAGACAGCACAUUCAGUUUUUUGGACCCAUCUCACAUCAUCCACGGUUGCCACCUUAUGCCCACCUAUGCCUUGGGUCGAACCUGCAGUCUCUUGCCUGUCAGCAAGAGUGAUGCAUGUUGCUUAAACCAAGAUGAAGAGGAUGACUGGACGAACUUUUAUGUCAAUGUUUUCAUAGAUCGGGACAUGGUCAUGCAGCACUUCGGCGGUGGGAUCGGACACCUUGGCAAUGCCCCAUGUCGACCGGUUUGGUCAACUGCUGAGGGCAAUGGGCCUUCGGAGCGCAACUUGGAUUCAGAGGAGGAACAAGAGCCCGAGCAGUCUGUAGACACUAUCGGGGCAUCUAAUGACAAUGAACAGAGAGAACAGAUCCACAGAAACAGCAAAGAAGCUUCAAACGAUGAGCAGGAAGGUGAUGAAGAUGAAAGGGGCCAGGAGCUCGAGGGGGAGGGGGAUAGUGAGGAUGAUGAGGAUGAGGACAAUGAGGGUGGGAAUGAAGAGGAGCGCAAAGACUCCGAGCGCAACUCUGUUGAUGACUCAGACGGAUAUGCGUCCCUAUAA